This is a messenger RNA of Eucalyptus grandis, 506 nucleotides long. Its product is annotated as protein SENESCENCE-ASSOCIATED GENE 21, mitochondrial-like. NCBI's taxonomy places the organism in Eukaryota, Viridiplantae, Streptophyta, Magnoliopsida, Myrtales, Myrtaceae. Gene Ontology annotation, biological process: response to stress. The transcript has 2 exons. The record is from RefSeq and is a predicted model, not a curated record. Bases 68 to 379 code for a protein of 103 amino acids. Gene Ontology annotation, cellular component: mitochondrion.
GCGAGAGGGAAGAUUUCCAGUGAAUAAGCGAAGGUUUCUUUAGGAUUUUCAGAAUCUUUGCCUCGUCAUGACUCGAUCUCUCUCGAGCGCCAAGCUUCUCUCGGCUCUCGCCGCGGACGCAAUGUCCAGCGCCUUUGCCAGGCGUGGGUAUUCGGCAGCGACACAAGGCGCGACGGCCCAAAUGGCAAAGGCCGGUGGCGCCACGAGAAGCGGCGCUGCGGCCGAGGAGAAAACAGGGGAGGAGGAGAAGAUGGUGAGUUCAGAUGGGCAGGUCUCCUGGGCACCCGACCCGAGGACCGGGUGUUACAGACCCGACAACUGCAUCGAGGAGAUCGACGUGGCUGAGCUGCGAGCAAAGCACUUAUGGCAGAAGGAAUGAUUUUAACGAGUGGAGUUUGGCUGAUAUGCGCGAAUGAGGCUCUGUUAUCGUUUGGUUCGCACGAAGAACGAGUCCCAUUCGCCAGUUGUUUGCCCCAAAUUUUUGGUCGAUCCUUUCUAUGGUAAUA